Messenger RNA from Nezara viridula (southern green stink bug), 236 nucleotides. Lineage: Eukaryota; Metazoa; Arthropoda; Insecta; Hemiptera; Pentatomidae. The record is from the annotation of a GenBank genome assembly.
GUAGAAAUACAAGUGGACGGAUGGCAUCCAGAUCUUGUGUGGAACGAGACAAGAUGUCCAACAGAUUUUUAAACCGGUAUGGCCGAAUCCCACCAAAGUUAGGUGCUCCAUUCCAACCUGCUGCUACCUUCCCCGACAUUGUUGCCAUGGGGGAAAUUGGUGCUGCUACGAAAUGGUUCCGAAUGGGAAAUCAUUUUUCUGCUAAAGUCGGAAGAGGUGUUCAAAAUAGUAAAUAA